Patiria miniata (bat star) is the source of this 1996-nucleotide messenger RNA. RefSeq names its product lengsin-like. Gene Ontology annotation, molecular function: glutamine synthetase activity. The transcript has 2 exons. The record is from RefSeq and is a predicted model, not a curated record. Lineage: Eukaryota; Metazoa; Echinodermata; Asteroidea; Valvatida; Asterinidae. Gene Ontology annotation, cellular component: cytoplasm; membrane. The coding region runs from base 49 to 1413 and encodes 454 amino acids.
CAACCUUUACGGUCUACAGUGUCGAGAAAUAAAACCCCAGCAGCAGAUAUGAACGCCUUGAAGAAUGACCACCCGACCUUGGCCAACCUACAGAGUGUCUUGGAAGAAGAGGGAAUCGAAUUCGUCCGCUUUGAGUUUGGCGACAUGAACGGCAUAUCUCGGUGUAAAGUCGUGCCGUCUCGACAUACUCUGGAGAAGUCCAAGCGAGGUGUCGACAUGCCCAUGGGUCAUCUGAGCAUGGACACGGCGUGUAACGUUGUCUCCGGUACCGGGUACACCAGGGAUAUCGGCUGGGGCGACGGGAUUUACUUCCCCGAUCUAAGUACCUUUCGCUCGGUGCCUUGGCUUCCAAACACCGCCCUAGUGUUGAUGGAGCCGACUUUCCUCGGCAAGCCCAUACCGUCCUACCCACGUUACAUCGCCAGACGACAGCUGGAUCGUCUUCAGGAGUUGGGCUACAGUCUGCUGUCGGCGCACGAGCACGAGUUCUACGUCAUCGAUGCCGAGUCCAAGAAGCCACUACACCAGGGAAACCUAAGGUCCUCUUUAAGCAUCUUCGCAGACACUGAUCUGAUGUACGCCUUCUCGCGAAGUUUGACCGGGAUCGGCGUGAACGUGGAAGCUUUGGACACCGAAAUUUCCCCCGGUCAAGUUGAGAUAACCUACAAACCGGCGUUUGGAAUCCGCGCGGCUGACAACGCGCAUCUGUACCGCGCAACUAUUAAGGAGGUAGCGCAGAAACGGGGCUACAUCGCCUCGUUCAUGUCUAAACCGUGGGCGGAUCGGAGCGGAAACUCCGCCCAUUUUUGUCACUCCCUCUGGGAUGCUGCAGGGAAGAAAGGCGUCAUGUAUGACCCUAGGGAUGAGCUGAAAAUAUCCGAAGUGGCACGGCACUGGAUCGCCGGUAUCCUCGCCCACGCUCCAGCAAUCAGUCUUCUCAUGGCGCCAACUCCCAACUGCCCGAAACGAUUCAAACCUCUCAGCUUCGCGCCAACCAACGCCACGUGGGGGAUUGAUAACCGGACCUGCGCCUUGCGUCUGAAGAUACAAGGUGAGGCGGGAACCUACUUGGAGAAUCGCAUGGGAGCCAGUGCCAGCAAUCCUUAUCUGACGCUAGCCGCCACAGUGGCCGCUGGAAUCGACGGCAUCGCCAAGAAGCUGCCACUCCCAGCCCGAGUUACCGGCGAAGCGUUCGUGCAGGCCGACGUACCUCCUGGUACCCGGGACCUCCCCGGUACCCUCCAGGGCGCUCUGGAAGCCUUCGAAGCAGACAGCGUCAUCACCGAGGCUUUUGGGAAGGAGUUCUGCCGAGCAUUUCUCGCCAUCAAGCGGUACGAGAUGGAGAAGGAGAGGGAAGCACAAGCAAAUGGAGACACCGACUGGGAAUAUCGCAACUACUUUGAGAUGAACUAACCUGUCUGUCAGAUAUCUUACUGCACAGUAAUAAGCCAUUUCGCUCGAGCAUACGCGCCAACUCGCCUCGAUGACCAUUUUUGGGGAAAACAAACAUAGUGUAACAUAUAGAAUUUGGAUAUAGUCUUUGGGACGUUUGACUAUACUCAGAUGUUAGGAUACGAAAGCUGUGGCUAAGGGCGGGAUGAACGAUGACUACGAAGAAUACAAAGACGCACUGGUAUGAGCUCAGCAUUAUGGAGAAACUAUUUUAUUCUCAAGAACUCAAUUAAAAACCUGGUCACAGAUGAAGACUGGCCAGGGCUGAAUCGGCUUAUGGCUAUGCCUCUGGUUUCCCAGGGAGAAAAAGGAGAACUCAAUGAAAGUGGGGAAAUGUGGGCAUUUUAUACAAUUUCUGAGGGGCAACUUUAGGUGAAAAUAGGACAUGAUGUCAUAUAAGGAAGACAUAACUUAUAUGACAUCAUUUCUGAGUAAAGGUAGACUGACCAUGGACUGACGUAAUGGUCAGUCUGGGGGAGCACCCUCAUGAGGUCAUUUUCCCUGUACAAGGGUGAAAUUGUUACGCCCCAACUAUGGUAAUGGU